AUGAACAACUCAUUUGGAAAUAUAAAAAAUUUAACAAUAAACAUUCCUAAUUUGACAACGAUAGGAAAAGAUUCAUUUCAUCAAUCAAAUAUUCGGUAUAUAUCUAUUCCGUCAACUGUUACUUUAAUUGAUGAUUAUGCAUUUAAUUAUUCAACAAUUGAGACAAUAGAAUUUCAAGAAAAUUCAAACUUGAAAAAAAUAGGAGCAUAUGCAUUUAAUUAUUGCAAAAUUAAAUCAAUCACAAUACCACCAUCACUCGAAAUAAUUGAUGAAUACGCUUUUUAUAAUUCACAAAUAGAAACAAUCGAAAUUCCUUCAUCUGUAAAUUAUAUUGGAAACUAUGCAUUUUACAAUUGCUAUAAUCUUAUUGAAUUUACAUUACAUUAUGAUUCACAUUUAACAAUUAUAAGCAACCAUAUGUUAUAUAAUUCGAAAAUCUCAUCAAUUUUAAUUCCAUCAUCAGUUAUUAAAAUUGAAGAAAAUGCAUUUUCUGGAUGUUCACAUCUUCGAGAUGUUAAAAUAACAGAUGAUUCACAAUUAACAAUUAUUGAAGAUGAAGCAUUCAAAUAUACUAGCAUAACCAAUUUCACAAUUCCAAGUUCAUUAAUUGAAAUUCAUGAUUUGGUAUUUUAUGAAUGCAAAAAUCUUGAGAAUAUAACAUUUGCAUCUAAUACUCAAUUAAGAAAAUUGAGUCCAAAUGCAUUCAUCAAAACAAAAAUCAUCGAAUUCAAUGUUCCAUCAUCACUUACUACUUUUGAAGUUGAUAACAUUCCAGAAAUUUAUUUUCUAUAUUAUUAUAAAAAUAAACCUAAUUAUAUAUUUCCGGAAGAUUGUCAUAUUGAAAUCAUUGGAAAAUAUUCUUUUUAUAAUAUUGAAAUUGAAUCAAUUACUCUUCCAUCAUCAGUUCAAACAAUCGGCAUUUAUGCAUUUUCACAAACAAAUAUCUCAUCAAUCAUUAUUCCUACAUCAGUUCGAAGCAUCAGAAAUCAUGCAUUUUACAACUGUAAAGCGCUUCAAAAUAUCGUAUUUCAAUCUAACAGUCAAAUUGAAGUUAUCGAAAAUGAUGCAUUCACAGGAACAUCUAUUACUAGAUUUAUAAUCCCCAAUACAAUGAAAAAUUUCAAUUGUAAUAUGAUUAACAAUAGCAAUGCGAUCGAAUUUGAAAUUGAUUCGGAUAACGAAUAUUUGACAAUUGUUAAUUCUAUCAUUUAUUCUAAAGACUAUAAAGAAGUAUUUUAUUUCCAUUCAAAAAAGGAAGAAUUUUUCAUUAAUGAAAGUGUUGAAAUCAUUGGUUCCUAUUCAUAUUACGAAUGUCCAAUGACAUCCAUCACAAUCCCAUCAAAAGUUACAUUAAUCAAAUCAUAUGCAUUUUUAAACUGUACUAAUCUUCAAAAUGUUGUAUUUUCCCAUUUAUCUCAACUCAAAAAUAUUGAGACAGAAGCAUUUGAAAAUUCGUCAUUAACUGAUAUAUCUUUACCAGACUCAGUAACUUUUGUUGAUAUAGAUUCAUUUCGAAGUACCACAAUAAUUCAUCUUUCCGAAAAUAGUAAAUUUUCUAAUAUUGAUUCUUAUACUAAAUCAUUCGAAACAAUAAUGAUUCCUUUAAACAUAACUGAAAUCCCAGAGAAAAGAUUUUAUGAAUAUAGUACCAUAAAACAAGUUUACUUUGCAGAUAAUUGUAAUCUUAAAGUUAUAGGAAGCUAUUCAUUUUAUCGAUCUAAUAUAUCAAGCAUCGCGAUUCCAAAAUCAGUUGAGAUAAUUUCUUCAUAUGCUUUUUGUGAUUGUACAAAUUUAACGAAAUUGGUUUUUGAUCCCGAAUGUAACUUAAAAUCUAUAGGAUCAUAUGCAUUUAGCGAUACUAAUCUUGAAAAUAUUGAAUUUCCCGCACAAAAUUAUGUCAUUCAAGAUAAUGCAUUUUCAAACAUAAAAUCAUUCAAAAAUAUUACAUUUAUCUCAGGAGAGUUCAAACCUUAUUUAUAUUCCCAAUGUUUUUCUUCAUGCUCAUUUAAUUAUUUGAGUAUUGAAUCGAUGAUUACAAAUAUUGAUGUAGAUUCAUUUUCCAAUUGUGAAAUUAAUCAUUUGAAUACAAGUGAAUUCAUACUAAUCAAUGAUGAAAUAAAAAUUGGUUUAGAUGGAAAUUUCACAAAAAAUUUUACCAUUCCAAUGUCUGCUAAUUAUAUUCAAAUUUCACCAAAUUCUUUUAGUAAUACUCAUGAUUUGAGAUUGAAUUUUGAAGGAUCUAGCAUUAAAAUUGAAAACACAGUAUUUCAUCGUUUCAGGUUCAAUUUUAAGCAAAAAUUUAGAUUUCUUAGGGGAAGUUUUUGGGAUUACAUUCUCGGAGGAUAUUAUCCAUAUAUUGAAGAUAAUUAUUUAGUUUUAGCUUUUAAUUUUUUGAUUGAUCUCAGAGAAAGAGUUAUGCUAGAUUAUUACGGAGAUGACGAAUUUUUAUUAGUUCCAAGAGAUGUUUUUAUAGUUGCACCCCAUGCAUUUGAAAAUAUAAAUACAAAAAUAAUUUACUUUGAAAAUUAUAUUAAUGUGAUUCAACAAAAUGCAUUCUAUAAUUGCCCAGAAUUAAUAAUGAUUUAUAUUCCUGAAAAUUCUCAUUUAGAAUAUAUAUCAGAAGGAGCAUUUGUAAAUUGUCCAAAGUUGAAAUAUAUAUCAGAUUUUUCAUCCGAGAAAUACAAAUGUAUUAGUAAUACAAUAUAUCGAAUUGAAGAUGAAGAAAACUAUGAGACCAUCAUUGUACAUGCACCAAUGUCAAGAGAUACACAUUUCGAAAUCAACAGUCGAAUCAUUGGUGAAUCAUCAUUCAUGAAUUCAUACAAUCUUGAAACAGUCUUUAUCAACAGCAACACAGUUCGAACAAUCAAUCGAUAUGCAUUUUUCAACUGCACUAAUCUUAAACGGAUCAACUUCCCUCUUUGUGUCUCAUCUGUUUAUGAGUUCUCGUUCGAACAAUGUUAUUCACUUGAAGAAUGUCUUGAUAUUGAAAAUCAUCUUCAUUCGUUCAUUAUCAUUCUCAGACGCUCAGGUCUUCCAUAUCACUGCAUUCGUUGCAUCAAUAUUAUUGAUGACCAAACACUUAUUAUUCCCAUAUCACAUCUCAAAACCAAAAUCUCACUCAUUUCUCUUUUGCAAUGUCGUAAAUAA
Messenger RNA from Trichomonas vaginalis G3, 3150 nucleotides. RefSeq names its product leucine-rich repeats (6 copies)-containing protein. The record is from RefSeq and is a predicted model, not a curated record. The coding region runs from base 1 to 3150 and encodes 1049 amino acids. NCBI's taxonomy places the organism in Eukaryota, Parabasalia, Trichomonadida, Trichomonadidae. The transcript has a single exon.